AUGAGUUACUUCGUACGUGGCAAUGAGGUAUUGGAAGUGAUUAGUGGCAUUAGACGUGGAAUGCGGGAAAGAGAGGAAAAACAUUUGGGAGAUUCUGGAAGACUCUAUUGGUCUACUUUAGGAAGACUUGACUUUGUAAAUGGGCUGUGUGUUGGGUUCCAUAACGUCGUAAUUAGAGUGGCCCAAAGGCUUAACGGGCUGAUGCGUGUUUUCGCAACGUGGCCGAACGCUAUUGGUUACCUGAAUCUGAAUGGGUCUUCUUGGAAGUUUUGGUCUUUGUUCUUGAUUAAUUACAUGGACCAAUGUUAUUUAUUGUGA
Oldenlandia corymbosa var. corymbosa is the source of this 318-nucleotide messenger RNA. Lineage: Eukaryota; Viridiplantae; Streptophyta; Magnoliopsida; Gentianales; Rubiaceae. The record is from the annotation of a GenBank genome assembly.